Messenger RNA from Camelina sativa (false flax), 1404 nucleotides. Its product is annotated as transcription factor MYB93-like. The record is from RefSeq and is a predicted model, not a curated record. Lineage: Eukaryota; Viridiplantae; Streptophyta; Magnoliopsida; Brassicales; Brassicaceae.
AUAAGGCAACCUAAUCAGGGAGAGAUGGGGAGGUCGCCUUGCUGCGAUGAGAAUGGUCUAAAGAAAGGGCCAUGGACACCUGAAGAAGAUCAAAAGCUUGUUGAUUACAUUCAUAAACAUGGCCAUGGAAGCUGGAGAGCCCUCCCCAAGCUCGCAGAUUUGAAUAGGUGUGGAAAGAGUUGUAGACUGAGAUGGACAAAUUAUCUGAGACCAGAUAUUAAAAGAGGCAAGUUUUCAGCGGAAGAAGAGCAAACAAUUCUCCAUCUCCAUUCCAUUCUUGGAAAUAAAUGGUCUGCCAUUGCGACGCAUUUGCAAGGACGUACAGAUAAUGAAAUCAAGAACUUUUGGAAUACACAUCUAAAGAAGAAACUGAUCCAAAUGGGAAUAGAUCCCGUGACUCAUCAGCCAAGAACCGACCUCUUCGCAAGCUUACCUCAGCUCAUAGCCUUAGCAAACUUAAAAGAUCUCAUUGAACAAACAUCACAAUUCUCAUCCAUUCAUGCUGAAGCUGCUCAACUUGCCAAGCUACAAUAUCUCCAAUACAUGCUUAAUUCUCCGGCUGCAUUAACCAACAACAACAAUAGCCCCAGUAGUAUUCUCGAUAUCGAUCAUAACCAUGCCAUGGACCUCUUAAACUCCAUGGUCUCUUGGAAUAAAGAUCAAACCCCGGGUUUUAAUCCCACUCUUGAACUUGAGGGUAACGAUCAAAAUCAAGGCUUAUUUCCAAUUGGUUCUAUAAAUGAUGCUCUAACCACCCAACCACUCCAACAACAAGAAUACCAUUUAAACAAUAGUCAUCCUAGUGAGCUACCAUCACAAGGUGACCCACUUCUUGAUCAUGUCCCUUUCGAUCUCCAAACACCUUUGAAUAGUGAGGAUCACUUUAUAGAUAAUUUGGUCAAACAUCCAAUUGAUCAUCAUGAGCAUGAACAUGAUGAUCCAUCUUCAUGGGUUCUCCCUUCUCUUAUAGACCACAACCCUAAAAAUAUCACGCCUUCUCUUCCUCACAACAAUCCGGAGGAUGCAAGUAGCAGCUCAAGCUUUGAAGGUUGUGACGUUGCGUCGCUUUAUUGGCCUGACUCUUGCUUCGACGAAACCCUCAUAUGAACGAUAUUUCUUAGAUACUCUUGGUUUAGUGUUUUUUUUAUUUUAUUUUUUAUUUUAUUUAUUUUAUUUUUUUUAUUAUUUUUUUUUUUUUUAAUUUCUGUUAUUAGGGCUCUAAUCACAUAUAUACCCACACUGUAGUCGAGUCGAGCUACGUUCCGUUUUGGUGUUUUGUAACUAGAAGGUAUGGUCCGCUUAUCCUCUAUGUUUUGAGUUUAAUUUAUGUAAUUACACACGAGUCACGACGUAUAUGCUAGAAGCUAUGGGUGUACGAAAUCUUAAAAUACACUUAUUUGUGUA